AUGGUGCUUAAGUGCAAGUAUUUUAAAAAUAGUUCCUUCUUGGAAGCUAAAUGCCCAAGGACUGCUUCCUUUACUUGGAAGAGUAUUAUGUGGGGAAGAGAAUUACUGAAUGAAGGGUUGAGGGGGAGAAUUGGCACAUGCGAGAGGGUGAAAAUUUAUAGGGAUAGAUGGAUCCCUAUUGAAACUAGAACAAGACAAGUUGACACCCAGAGAUGGCAUUACGGUGCCAAGGGAUCUUACAUAGUGAGGAGCUGUUAUCAUCUGGCGAUGAAUUUAAGAUAUGAAGCUUCUGGGUCUGAUUCCUCUAAUUGCAUGCGAUGGUGGAAUUCUUCUAGAAGGUUCAUUUACCCUCUAAGAUUGAACUUGCAGAAUAGAGGGAUGUGUGUUGAUGUCUCGUGCCCGUCUUGCGGUUUUAAUGUAGAUUCUGCUAUUCAUGUGUUGUGGUUUUGCAAAGAAGCCAAAGUAGUGUGGAAAUCUUGGAAUGGCGCUAGGAUGUUGAAACCUGAGGUCAAUAGGAAGCUACAAGACCUAUUAAUUCAUGCGUUUAAGGAAUUAAAUAGAGAAGAUUUUGCUGUUUUUUUUAUCUUAAUCUGGCUUAUUUGGCACAUUAGGACCGUGAGGUUGUUUGGGGGAGAUGAAAAGCCGAAGGAUCAGCUGGUUCAAUGGGCUCAGUCGUAUUUUGAGGAGUACAAAGAGGCAGAUAAAAGAUGGGUUCCACCAAAGCAAUGGGUCUUCUCUGUUAAUGUGGAUGCAGAUUUUACAGAGAAUGGCUUUAGAACUGGGGUGGUGAUCAGGGACUGGCGCGUCGUGGUGUUAGCAUCGGAGUGCAGGAAAUACGCAGGCCAGAUACAGGUGUGCAUAGGGGAAGCUUUUGCUGUCAGAGAUGGUGUUACCUUAGCUAUCGAGACAAAUCUUACUCCUUUUGUUAUCAAUUAUGAUCCAAAAUUCGUAGAGGAUAGUUUCAAUAACAACAAGUUGCUUAGUAAUGACGUUGGCCUUAUCGCUCAAGAUUGUUUUGAGAUCCUCCGUAGCAGCAUUUGUAUGGGUUUUGUUUAUGUUUCUAGACAAACUAAUAACAGCUCAUAUGUUAGCAAAGGAAGUUCAUUCUGA
Molecule: messenger RNA, 1110 nt
Organism: Mercurialis annua (annual mercury)
Lineage: Eukaryota; Viridiplantae; Streptophyta; Magnoliopsida; Malpighiales; Euphorbiaceae
Exons: 4
Coding region: 1-1110 (369 amino acids)
Molecular function (GO): RNA-DNA hybrid ribonuclease activity; nucleic acid binding
Source: RefSeq, a predicted model, not a curated record